This is a messenger RNA of Neltuma alba, 1284 nucleotides long. RefSeq lists its product as uncharacterized. Bases 1 to 1284 code for a protein of 427 amino acids. The transcript has 6 exons. Lineage: Eukaryota; Viridiplantae; Streptophyta; Magnoliopsida; Fabales; Fabaceae. The record is from RefSeq and is a predicted model, not a curated record.
AUGAGGAGUAGUCAAAACCGAACCCCAUUUCUGUCCCCUGUUCCUACCACGACCAAUACUGAUCCUUAUAGAAAGUCACGUUCAGCUCCAUUUUUGACGGCAAGGGUCACAUCCAAAUUAAGCUUCCCUCUUGUUUCUCCCAGUGACCACUGGGGUAUGUGGACCUUUCUGUUUGCCUCCGGUGCUUUUGGUAUAUGGUCAGAAAACACGAAGAUUGGGAGUGCCAUUAGUGGGUGUGUGACCAGCAUUUUGGUGGGGCUUGCAGCUAGCAGUUUUGGAAUCGUUGGCAGCGAUGCUCCGGCAUACUCAACUGUAAUGGAGUUCCUACUUCCCUUGAUUGUUCCUCUCAUGUUGUUCAGAGCCGAUCUGUACCGUGUCAUCAAAUCAACUGGAACCCUUCUCUUGGCUUUCAUGAUUGGUUCAGUUGCAACUAUAGUUGGAACAGGAGUGGCAUAUUUUCUGGUGCCAAUGAGGUCGCUGGGUGAAGAUAGUUGGAAAAUAGCAGCAGCUUUAAUGGGCAGACACAUUGGUGGAGCUGUUAAUUAUGUUGCUGUUGCCAAAGCCCUUGGCCUCUCUCCCUCCGUUCUAGCAUCUGGGCUAGCUGCAGAUAAUGUUCUAAAUGCUGUGUUUUUUGCCACUCUGUUUGCUUUAGCCUCUAGACUGCCUCCAGAAGAUCAAAAAUCAGAAGGUAUGCCAAAUUCUAGUGCUAAAUUGGAUGAAGGGUCAGAGAAUAGCAAAAAAUUUCCAGUGUUACAGAUGGCAACAUCUAUUACUGUGUCAUUUGCUAUCUGCAAGAUUUCCACUCUACUCACAAACUAUUUGGGAAUUCAAGGAGCUCAACUCCCAAUUAUUACAUUAAUCUCUGUCAUGCUGGCAACAACAUUUCCAAACCCAUUUGCUUAUCUUGCACCAUCUGGUCAGGGAAUGGCUCUAAUUCUCAUGCAGGUAUUCUUGACGGUGGUGGGUGCAAGCGGGAGCUUAUGGAAUGUGAUCAACACAGCACCAAGCAUUUUUGUGUUUGAUUUGAUUCACUUGGCUGUUCAUCUGGGUGUGAUACUUGGUGUGGGAAAGCUUCUGAGGUUUGAUGACAAAUUGCUGCUCCUUGCAUCAAAUGCUAAUGUUGGAGGCCCUAACACAGCUUGUGGGAUGGCCACAGCCAAAGGCUGGGCUUCCCUCAUCGUCCCAGGAAUCCUUGCUGGUGUUUUUGGAAUCUCCAUUGCAACUUUCUUAGGAAUUGGAUUUGCUGUCACUGUACUGCAGAACAUUUACAAGCUUCGGAUUUAA